AUGACAUCUGAAGGAACUUUGAGAAGAAUCAUAUCUUCAGUUCUGAAGAUGCCUCAUGGAUCCGAUGCAAUGCUUAAGGUCACAGUGAAAAUUAUUGGAAGUAAACACUUUCAAUACCUCAUUGAGAAACCAAAGAACGGCCGGCCCCAGGGCAGGCACGCUCUCCACGCCGCUUCCCAGGUGCCUGCUGCCUGCCUUUCCAGGCGCCUGUGCAGCCAGGCUCUUUGCUUUUAUUCUCAUCUCUCCAAGAUUUCUGAUCAGGCAAAUGUCUACUGUAGCUUUGUCCCCACUGGAAACCAGUCCCUGUUCUAUGUACAUGGCCUCCCCAGGAGGAAGCUCAGAGGCUGGUCUAUGGAACAGAGGGCGGACUCUUGCCAGCCUGAGAACAUUGCUCAGAAGGCAAGUGGAAUAACAAGAGAAGAUGCGCUCCUUCCCCGACUGGUCAGAAGAAAACUCAAAUUGCAUCCUUUGAGUUCUAGCUUGUUGGACAAGCUUCAGGAAGAGUUGAAGGGCCGCCCUAUCUCUUAAGGAUUCCUCCUCACAUCUCAGCUGAGCCACUUCUUCCUGAGGCACAAGAUGCCCUAGUUGCCCACAGUCCAACUCCUUUGCCAGAGGUUCUCCAGAAGUGGCUCUCUUAAAAUGGACCUGUCCCCUGUGCCUUCACCCAGUGCCCUGCCUCAGCUGUCAGACACUGACCAGAGCCUGCUGGAGAUCCUAAAGAUGGUACUUUGGAUAGUCAGUGGCCAACUCAACAUAGAAAAGGUCAACCUGAGCUUUUGGAGAGAAGGUCACUCAUUCUCUGGCUGCCUUCCUCCACUCGAGGUGAGGGCUGUCUGUGGGAAGCAUGGACUAUAUCUGACCUUGAUCCUGCUGGAAACAUUACUUAAGCAUCAAGAUCUGGGUUACAAAGAUGAAAUAAAGUAAAUGGCAAAAUUCAUUGAGUUGCUGAGCAGAGCUUCUUUGGACUUAUUGUCUGGCUUACCCACGGGGAAGAAUGAAAAGGAAGACCCUGCCUCUUCAGGGAAGCCUGAAGUCCCUGAGGUAUCUCAAAACAAGACUGAAAAAAAAAAACCUCCAGAAGAGGUGUUGCAUCCACAAAACCCUCCUGCUGAGACUUCAGCUCUGGGAGAUCCUCUGAGCCAUUUGAAGAUGAGACCAGUCUCCCAGCCUAUUGAGAGUUCAGCCAUGAAGAAUGGGUCUGAGGAACAUGAGGAGGCCUGGAUAGACAGGUUCAGGAAGCUGGAAAAUGCCCUGUACUUGUGUGAUCUGAACAAUACAGGAAAUCUGGUGAAAAAAUGAGCCAGACACCUCAUUUACAACUACAAUCUCGUUUACAACCUGUCCCUGAGCCCUCCGAAAAUCGACCAGGCUUUGCGAAGAUUCCGUUCCGGAGAAAAUCUGCUGUUAGAGCCAGCACUGCAGUACUUGAGACAGCUAUGA
Chinchilla lanigera (long-tailed chinchilla) is the source of this 1440-nucleotide messenger RNA. RefSeq names its product chromosome unknown open reading frame, human C1orf87 (gene CUNH1orf87). The record is from RefSeq and is a predicted model, not a curated record. Lineage: Eukaryota; Metazoa; Chordata; Mammalia; Rodentia; Chinchillidae.